UACUAAUUACACUUGAGCAUACACUUUACAAAGGUAAACGUUUACGUUUCAUUUUGAAAAGAAAUUCGCACAAAAACGUCUGACCUUUGCAUUUUACCUUCCAACUCAAAUAAAUUAGAUUCUAUUAUGGAUUUAAAACUUCAGAAACGCAGGUACAUUGUUGAAGACAAUGAAACCGAUGUGAAUAAUAAAAAAAGUAAACGUGUGAGAAAACCGGAAUUCAAUUUAUUGCAACUAAAUGUCGAUUGCUUGGAGAAGGUGUUCGAAUGUUUACAUUCAUUCGAAGAACUUAGAGCGGUUGCCAUUACCAAUAGAUAUUUUUUGGAAAGUGCAAGCUAUAUAUUCAAUAAAAAAUACAACAACACAUUAAUUGCAUUCGACCCAUUUGCAUCAAAUGGAAGGAUUUUCAAUAAUUUUUUAUAUAUUUUGGAUGGAUUUGGUGAUAAAAUAAAGCGAUUACAAGUAACAUUUUACCAUGAAAAACGGUAUCGCAAUCGAAACGAAAAAAUCCUUUCAAUAAUCAUCGAAAAAUGCAGUAAAAGUGUUGUGGAACUAAAUUUAUCAAAUGUUCAAAGUGAUAUGAUAAUUGACAAACCAUUUCCACAAAUGCGAAAAUUCACGCUCAAUGAGAGUUAUUUGUCGGAUUCACUAACACAUGUCAUUCAAAAUUCACCGAAUAUUUCGAGUUUGGAAUUUUAUUCCGUCGAAAAUGUUUUUAAUUCAAAAAUCUUGGAACAAAAAAUUCCGUUAAUGACACAUUUUGGAAACUAUAAUCAAGUCAUUAUGGAUUCAGAAGUGGAAAAUUUGCAGAAAUUUCGUUGUUUCAUUAAUGUGAAUCAACAAUUGAUCAGCUUGGGUAUUGGAGCAGAAGAAUUGGAAAGGUUGUUCCAUUAUGAAGAGGUUCGCCAGCAAUUCUUUAAAACGAUUCAUCGAAAAUUACCAUAUCCUGAUCACAGAAGUCUUAUCACAUAUUUACUUCCAUUCGAAUCCAUUUAUUUUGGACAAUUGAAUCAAUUGAGCAUCUCGAUGGGAGAUGCAACGAAUUUUCUGCACUGCAUGAGAGAAAAUCGGAUUGAAAUUGCAAAAUUACCGCUACAACAACUUGAAUUCUAUGUUGAUAAUUUGAAUGUUGAGUCAGUUGAUUUGAUUUUACAUUGCCGCCAUUUGAAAAGGCUACGCCUAUAUAUUGGCGAAGGUUUGGAUGUUAUACAGUUGACUAGAGCCGCAUUAUAUUUACGGCAACUUAAUGAGUUGGACAUCUUUUUGAUGUAUAAAGAGAAACCAAAUUAUUCAGUUAUUCCAGAGGUUAUAAGAAUAAUAAUUGAAAAUCUUGAACGUGAUCGGCACAAUAAAUUUGUCAUUGGCUUUGAACUAAAGUACGAAAAAGAAACGGCACGCCGAUAUGAAACGUUUUUAAGUGAUUUUUUUUCACAAAAACUCCCAAAUAUUUGGCAUGUUCGUUUUGAGACGAAGAACAUCGAAAUCAAACGACAAAAUUCAAACAAACUUCCAUUUUUAUGCGCCAUUUUGGAAAAAAGCAUCGCAUAGAUUAUU
Contarinia nasturtii (swede midge) is the source of this 1554-nucleotide messenger RNA. RefSeq lists its product as uncharacterized. The transcript has 2 exons. Bases 127 to 1548 code for a protein of 473 amino acids. NCBI's taxonomy places the organism in Eukaryota, Metazoa, Arthropoda, Insecta, Diptera, Cecidomyiidae. The record is from RefSeq and is a predicted model, not a curated record.